UGGAGGGACUAUAUUAAGCAAAUUAGUAUAGUAUAGGGACUCAAUCAACUAUGAAAUUAGUAGAGCGACUAGAUUGUAAGAGGCUAUGUUAGAAGGAUGUCACUCCAUCGUCAGUAUCUCAUCUCUUUCCUCUUCGCAAACAAUGGCUCAUUCUCAUCCUGUAAAACUCAUUGAUCAUUUCCGAGUCUCUCCACCACUAGGCUCAGUACCCACCACCUCUCUACCUCUCACUUUCUUCGACUUUCCAUGGCUUCUUUGCCGUCCCAUGGAACGCCUUUUCUUCUAUGAAUUCCCUUACCCUACUCUUUACUUGACGAACAACAUCCUUCCUAUUCUUAAAAACUCUCUUUCCCUUACUCUUCAACACUUUUUCCCUCUUGCCUCCAAUCUUAUGUGCCCACCAUCACCCCAUAAACCCUAUAUCCUCUUCAAAGAUGGUGACUCGAUCCCGUUCACUGUUGUUGAGUCAAUGCUGGAUUUUGACCAAGUCAUCGGAGACCAUGCCAGAGUCGAUCUUAGAGAACUGCAAUGUUUUGUCCCCAAGUGGCCUCCCACACGUGUGACAUCAGAUGACACACGUGUAGUGCCACUUCUUGCCUUGCAAGUAGCUGUGUUUCCGAAUUCAGGUAUCUGCAUCGGUGCCAAAUUUUGCCACGUGGUAGCUGAUGGGAUGGCUUUUAGCCAUUUCAUGAAAUCCUGGGCGUCCAUUUUUAGGUCCAGAGAAGACAGCGCUUGCCUUGAAAAGUCAAUACCGCCGUCUCAUGACAGGUCAGGGAUCAAAGACCCAUUCGAGCUUGAGUCAAUUUUUACAAAGGACUGGUGGAAUUGGGCUUCAUCUUGGGAUUACGAUUUGGGAUCAACCCCUGAUGAUCAACUUAGAGACAAGGUUGGCGUCACAUUUACGAUAGGCCAAACCCACAUUGAGAGGCUGAAAGAUCUGGUGUCCAUUCAAUGCAUGGAAAAUUAUCCAGGGCAAGUGCAUGUAUCAACAUUUGUGGUAGCAUGUGCCUUUACAUGGGUUAAUUUGAUCAAGUCACAAGAGAAGGAGGCAAGUGAUUUACUUGAUAAUGACAAGGUUUACUACUUCGUUUUUGUGGCAGAUUGUAGACACCGUCCUGAAGUUAAACUACCAGCAACAUAUUUUGGAAACUGUCUAGCAAUAUGUUAUGUUCCUGCAAAGAAGAUUGAGUUACUUGGAGAAAAUGGGAUCAUCAUGGCAGCUAGAGAAAUUGGUAAGAAGGUCAAGGAAUUGGAGAGUGGGGUUUUUGUGGGGGCUGAGAAAUGGAUAUCAAAGUGGAAAGAAGUGUCUGAACAAGGCAGGCUGGUUACUGUUGCUGGGUCACCUAAGUUGCGUGCUUACGAGACAGAUUUUGGGUGGGGGAGGCCGAAAAAGACUGAGGUUCCCCAUAUUUAUGCUUCAGGCAGUUUCCAUCUUUGUGAAUGUAGAGAUGGGGGAGGAGGAGUUGAGAUUGGCUUGGCGCUUCCUCAGGGUCAAAUGGAUGUCUUCUCUGGCAUCUUUGAACAAGGUAAGCAGAAUCUGAUUUGAGAAUGGCUUGCUGUCUCUCCUUGUGAAAUUCGCAAUGUACGGUGCUUUAUGCUAAGAAACUAAAGAGCGAAAACAAGAAAUGAAUAAAUUUAUUUUUGUUGA
This is a messenger RNA of Populus trichocarpa (black cottonwood), 1648 nucleotides long. Its product is annotated as coumaroyl-CoA:anthocyanidin 3-O-glucoside-6''-O-coumaroyltransferase 1-like. The coding region runs from base 86 to 1546 and encodes 486 amino acids. The transcript has a single exon. Lineage: Eukaryota; Viridiplantae; Streptophyta; Magnoliopsida; Malpighiales; Salicaceae. The record is from RefSeq and is a predicted model, not a curated record.